Messenger RNA from Mycotypha africana, 2329 nucleotides. RefSeq lists its product as uncharacterized. Bases 163 to 2223 code for a protein of 686 amino acids. Gene Ontology annotation, cellular component: membrane; endoplasmic reticulum. Gene Ontology annotation, molecular function: long-chain fatty acid-CoA ligase activity. The record is from RefSeq and is a predicted model, not a curated record. The transcript has 4 exons. Gene Ontology annotation, biological process: long-chain fatty acid metabolic process. Lineage: Eukaryota; Fungi; Mucoromycota; Mucoromycetes; Mucorales; Mycotyphaceae.
UGUUGAUUUCAGAUUCCUGAUUUAAUUUGUUUCCUUCAUCGCUUAUUCUUCAAGCAGUUUGUUUUCUCACUUCCCUUUUCUCCCUUUUUUUGCACCUUACCUUCUCACAUUUUCCUCAACUCAUUUAAAAUAUACCUUUCAGUACGCCAACAUUAAUGAAACAUGGCCAAAUUUACCUUAGAAAAACAAUCAUAUGAAGUACCUAAUACAAGAGCGCCUGGACAGACAGGAAUCUAUCGCAAUGCCAGACGUCCAGUUAUCGAAGAUUCCUUCUCUCCUAAAGUCAAAACAAUGAUCGACAUUUUCAACCAUGGUUUGAAAAUUUCAAAGGAUCGUCCUUGUAUCGGUACCCGUUCCAUCAAAAACCGGCAAACUGGCGAGAGAGGACCUUAUGUAUGGCAAACCUACCGCCAAGUCAAUCAUCGAUUGACCAACUUUGGUUCAGGUCUCCUCAACUACUUGAAUCAUCAACUUGGGGACACUCGCACCGAAAGAUUGCCCAUCGGCAUCUGGUCAGUCAACCGUGCCGAAUGGACUAUCGCUGAUUUGGCCUGUACAGCCUAUUCAUUUUAUACUGUUGCUCUUUACGACACGUUGGGUCCUGAUACCGUCGAAUUUGUUAUUAAUCACGCCGAAAUCGAAACUGUCAUAUGUUCGGGGGACCAUAUUGCUGAUCUUUUAAAGUUGAGACACAAGAUUCCCAAUUUGAAGACUAUCAUUUCUAUGGAUUCAAUUGGGGAAGAAGGACCUGCAAGACCAGGCAUGGCUUCAAAAAGUGCUAUUAUAAAAGCUUGGGCAGCUGAGAAAGAAAUCAAUUUGAUAGAUUUCAACUAUGUAGAAGGUUUGGGCAAGAAGAAUAGACGUUCUUAUAACUAUCCUAAACCUGAUGAUUUGGCAUGCAUCAUGUACACCAGUGGUACUACUGGAAUGCCAAAGGGUGCCUUAUUAACUCAUCGUAACUUUGUUGCUGCAUUAUCUGCCAGUUAUAAAGCUCUUGGAGGAACUGAAGAUGACAGCAGUAUUUCCUAUUUACCACUAGCUCAUAUUUUUGGUCGUGUUUGCGAUAUGAAUUGUUUCAGCAUUGGUGGCCGUUUGGGCUAUUUCAGCGGUGAUAUCAAUAUGUUGGUUGAAGAUAUUCAAGAAUUGAAGCCUACCAUAUUUGCUUCUGUACCUCGUCUUUUGAACCGUGUUUAUGGCAAAAUUGUCGCCUCCACGAUCAAUGCUCCCGGUGCUACUGGUGCUCUUGCUCGACGCGGUGUCGCUACAAAAUUGGCUAAUUUGGAAGCUGGUAAAGGUUACACUCAUCCCUUCUGGGAUCGCUUGAUCUUCAACAAGGUUAAGAAAGCCUUGGGCGGUAAUGUGCGUAUCCUUAUCACGGGCUCCGCUCCUAUCGGUAAAGACGUUAUGCAAUUUUUGAGAAUUGCCCUUUGUUGCGAUAUCCGUGAGGGUUAUGGUGCUACUGAAACUUGCGCCGCUUCAACCAUUCAUUACGAAAAUGAAUAUAAGGCAGGCCAUAUUGGUGCUCCUUUUACUUGUAACGAACUCAAAUUGGUUGAUGUACCUGAAAUGGAUUAUCUCUCGACUGAUCCAUACCCACGUGGUGAAAUUUGUAUUCGUGGUCCCAACGUUUUCAAGGGCUACUACAAAGACGAGGAAAAGACAAAGGAGGCACUUGAUGACGAAGGGUGGUAUCACACUGGUGAUAUAGGUAUGAUUGAUGAACGCGGCUGCUUUGUUAUUAUUGACCGCAAGAAGAAUAUCUUCAAAUUGGCACAGGGAGAAUACAUUGCCCCCGAAAAGAUUGAGAAUAUUUACGCCAAGGACCCUAUCAUCGCUCAAAUCUACUUGCAUGGAGACUCUUUGCAAAAUAGUCUGGUUGCUAUAGUGGUUCCUGAACCCGAAACUUUGUCCGCUCUCGUGGCAGCGAAGUUGCCUCAAGUGCAUGCUAGGAAAUUAAGCUUCUCUGAAUUGUGCAAGCUUCCUGAGGUUAUUGAACUCGUUCUCGAUAAGAUGACUUUAACUGGUAAGAAGGCUGAUUUGCGUGGUUUUGAACAUGUCAAGGCUAUCUAUCUAGAAGCGGAGCCAUUCACAAUUGAAAAUGAACUCUUGACACCCACUUUCAAAGUGAAGCGUCCUCAAGCACAGAAGUAUUAUGCAGCUCAAAUCGCUACCCUGUAUGAAGAAUUAAGCAAUAAGGUUGAACCUGUCAAAGCUAAGCUAUAAAUAAUGCUUCUUGCAACUGACAUAACCCCAUUAUAUCAAUUCAAACAUUUUUUAUUUAUUCUAUCAUCUUUGAUGAUGUGCAAUAAAAGUUAAGCUUUCUCUUUUU